AUGCAGCUUUCUUCGCUCCUUACCGUUGCUCUUCUGCCUUUGGCCGCCCUGGCCACCCCUGUGCCCCAGGAUGCAGAUGUCGUGUCGCCCAGCGAGCUGUUCAAGCGCCGCACCCCCACCACCUGCUCCAUUGUCCGGGCCGCCGUAAACUGCCGUAGCGGACCAUCAACCAAGUACUCGGCCAAGAAGAAGCUGUCCAAGGGAUCAAGCCACUCUUUUGUCUGUGUUGUCUCCGGAGAAUGCAUCACGCUGGAUGGGUCCACAAACUGCGGCUGGCAUUACUCUCUAUCCGCUGGAUGCUAUGUCAACGGCCACUACACUAGCUCCCAGUGCACUCUUGACCCUCAAGCACCUCCUCCUUACGAUGCGGAAAUGGAAAAGGGGCCCCUCCUACUCUUGAUCGCCGGGGCCAACGGCGAUGCGACAAUCUUCCAGCAGAUUGCGGUCCCGUUGUCGGAGCACUUCACCGUGGUAGCUUACGACCGGCGAGGCUUCUCCCGCAGCGAGCUGCAAGGACCGCAAAACUACGAGACGCGGCUCGCCACCGACGCCGACGACGCCAGACGCCUGAUUGAGCAUCUAUCCAAAACCCCAGCCAUCGUCUUCGGAAGCAGUUCCGGUGCCGUCGUCGCACUAACACUUCUGAUUCGCCAUCCCUCCGCCGUCCGCGCGCUGAUUGCGCACGAACCGCCCGCCGUGAACUUGUUAGCCGAGGCGGAAGCUCUGCAGUGGCGAACAUUCUUCAACGACGUGUACGACGUGUAUCGCGAGGAAGGGGUGAAGAAUGGCAUGCAGAAAUUCGUCGCGGGCGUGCUCACCCGCGAGGAGGCCGAACACUUGCGAGCGCGGUCGAGCAGCGGUGACGCGCCCGAGAGGAGUGCCGCCAAUAUCCAAUACUGGUUCGAGCACGAAGUUCGGCAGUACACGUCGGCGGAUUUAGACGUGGGCGUGCUGAAGAAUUUGGCGGAUCGUUUGAUCCUCGCGGCGGGGAUGCCUCGCGCGACUGUUUCCCGUAUCGGCCGAAUAAAGCUCUGUCGGAGAAGCUUGGGUUGGAUAUUCUGGAACUACCAGGGGGCCAUCUAG
Molecule: messenger RNA, 1083 nt
Organism: Parascedosporium putredinis
Lineage: Eukaryota; Fungi; Ascomycota; Sordariomycetes; Microascales; Microascaceae
Source: the annotation of a GenBank genome assembly